AGAGAAAGAGAGCGAGAGAAUUCGGUCUUGGCUGUGGCCGGACUGUAAAAAUGGCUCCUUCUUAUCCUGGGGGUCUGCGAGUCCCCGAGCUGCUGCUGUCACUGGCAAGCCCGAGCUCUUUCCUCUUUGCAUAAGCGGAUCCAGAAGUUCCUAUUCUCCUCUGUGCGUGUGUGGGGGAUUUAACUUGCUGAAGGCGGCAGGGAGCUGCGGUUGGCUGUGGGUGGGAAUGUAAAUUGGAUGUCAAAAGGCGCCUGUAUUAUCAGGCACUGAAAAGUGGGAUUUAAUUAGUCAGCGCUUGCGAAAGUAUCUUUGCUAGAGAAGGAGAAAUAUGUUGCCAGUAACAAAAGAAAAUGCAAUCAGACGUGAAAAUCAGCUGCUAGAGCACAGGACUGAAGAGUAGAGAAUACAUUUGUAAAGCGUGCUGGCCCUUGGAAUUGCAGAGGCCAGCGGCCAGUGGAGGAGGCAGGAGCCGCGUCUCACCAUGGAGCAGUAUGUGCUGCUGGACCCCCGGCAGAGGGCCCUGUACAGGGAUGUCAUGCAGGAGAGCUAUGAAACCCUGAUGGCCCUCGAAUUUCCAAUUUCCAAGCCUGACCUGCUCUCCCGGCUGGACCAAGGGGAUGAGCCAACAGCCCUGGAUCUCCACAUGCCCAGAGGUGGCCGGGCAGUAGCGGAUGGCACCGCCAGUGGGAAGGAAGAGGAGAAACCCCAGCAAGCGAGCCCGGAGGAGCUGGCCUCGGAAAAAGCCGACGGCGCUGGGAAGGCUCCCCAAAGCCCUGAGGCAGGGGACAAGCCGCCGGCUAACAGCAGGGAGAGCCCCAACACCUGCGCCGAGUGUGGCAAGACCUUCAGUCACAAGUCGGCGCUGGCCAAGCACCAGAAGAUCCACACGGGCGAGCGGCCCCACGAAUGCCCCGACUGCGGCAAGACCUUCAUCCAGCGUUCGGACCUGACCAUCCACCGGCGGGUGCACACUGGGGAGCGCCCCUAUGCUUGUCCCGACUGCGGGCGCCGCUUCAGCGUCAGCUCAUCCCUGCUGACCCACCAGCGCACCCACGCGCCGGGCGGCGAGAAGCCCAACCGCUGCCCGCAGUGCGGCAAGAGCUUUGCCGACCCCAACGCCCUGACCCGGCACCAGAAGAGCCACCUGGGCGGCAAGCCAUACGAGUGCGGCGUCUGUGGCAAGGCCUUCGCCUGGAGCUCCCACCUGGAGCGGCACCAGCGCAUCCACACGGGAGAGAAGCCCUUUCAGUGCGGGGAGUGUGGCCGGGCCUUUGCCUGGAGCUCCCACCUGGACCGCCACAUGCGCACCCACGCAGCGGCCGUGGAGGAGGAGGAGGCCGAGGAGGAAGCCCCGCCCCCGCCUCAGAGAUGUGCCGACUGCGGUAAGCGCCUCAAUCACCAGACGGACCCGCAGCGCUUCAAGCACAAGGGGACGCAGACCCAGGAUGGCGGUGGGGUGGGAGAGGGGCCCGACCAGAUCGAGGAGAGUGGCCCCGAGCGGCCCCACCGCUGCGAACAGUGCGGCAAAUGCUUUAGCCAGAGCUCGAACCUGCUCAAACAUCAGCGCGUGCACACGGGCGAGCGCCCCUACGCCUGCCCGGACUGCGGGCGCCGCUUCCGCUGGGGAUCGGCCCUGGCCAAACACCAGCGCACCCAUGCCCGGGAAAGGCCUGCUGAGGACCCAGAGCCGGCCCGUGAGACUGGAGCUGCCGGCAAGCCGUACCCGUGUGGGGCCUGCGGGAAGAGUUUUGGCUGGAUCUCGCACCUGGAGCGUCACCGGCGCAUCCACACGGGAGAGAAGCCCUACCGGUGUGGGGAGUGUGGGCGGGCCUUCGCCGUCAGCUCCCACCUGGAGCGGCACCGGCGCAUCCACACCGGCGAGCGGCCCUACCGCUGCGGCGACUGUGGCAAAAGCUUUGCCGUCAGCUCCACCCUGCUGGCUCACCGGCGCACUCACGCCGCCCGGGAAGGGAGGCCUCACCAGUGCCCUGACUGUGGCAAAGGUUUCACCGCUGCAGCUGCCCUGGAGCGGCACCGCCGGUUGCACCGGGGUGAGAAGCCUUACCAGUGCGGUGUCUGCGGCAAAGGCUUUGCCUGGAGCUCACACUACGACCGGCACCGGCUCACUCACACUGGAGAAAAGCCCUUCCCCUGCGCCCACUGUGGCAAGCGCUUCGGCCGCAGCUCCCACCGCAACCGGCAUCAGCGGGCCCACGCCCAGGCCGGCGCGGAGAAACGGCAUGUCUGUCCCGACUGCGGCAAAGCCUUCAGCCUCAGUGCGGCCCUGGCGGCCCACCAGAGACUCCAUGCCGUCGGCACCAACAGCCCACUCUCCCUGCUGCCGCCCGCCUGGUGGGAGGCCGAGAGGAGGAUCGGGACAACUACACCACCACCCGAGGCCUGGGCUCAGGAUCCUGCCACCCACUUCCAAUGCCCUGUCCCUUUGUCGUCCCCCCGGUCCUGGGCGACCAAGUCUCUCUCAGCUCCCAGCGCAUGGAGACCAGGGGAAGGGGAGGCCAGUGCUGCUGCCCCUCCAGAGAGCUGGGCCCAGCAACCUCCUCCCAGCAACUAACAUGGCUAAGCAGGGUGUAUGUAGGGGAGGGGGAACCCCUGUCUUUGGAGAGAGCCAGAAACACCCCAUGCCCUGGAGGUGGCUGGUUGGGGACUGGCAUGUUCUGCCCCCAGCCAGGGGAUUCUUUGUGGGGGGGGGGUGUGGCAAUUUUCCCCCUCACACUAGCAGCAUUAUUCACUGCUGAUGUAGGAAAAUGGGCCUUUAGCCGCCUGGUAGCUGAGACCCCUUUCUCCCCCUCCCCCCUGCCCUGAAUGGCAUAGGGCCAGGGGAUUCCCCCCACCCACCCCAUACCCAGGUGGAAAUGAGAGCUAGAAGGGAAGGGGGUGGAGGGCUGGGUCUGGAAUAGGAACUAGACAGGGGGGAGGAUGGGGGAUGAGAUUAGGGGACUGGGGGUGUAGGAACCAGAGGGGGCAGUGGGUGGGUGGUGGGAAUCAGAGUGAGAGGGGGCUGAGUGUUUAGUGUUCAGGGGGUUGGAUGGGAAGCAGAUGGAGCUUGCAGUGUAUGGGUGUGCCGGGGGCAGGGGGGUAUCUAACAUCACGGGCUGUGGGAUAGAGAUGGGAUUACGGAGCUGCUGCUCCCCAUGCGACUUUUUCCACCUGCUCCGCUCUGUUUGCCUCUGUGCUGUCACUGGCUUGGAAGGAAAUGGAGGAGACCUCAGAGCAGACAGACAUGGGAGAUGUGGGGCAGAGGUUGGGGGAGAGACAACCAGACAGAGAGUGGGUGGGGGGAAGGGGAUCUGUCUCUGGAGCAGAGGAAUGGCUUUGGAACAGGGGCAUGGUUCACCAGUGGGACUCCCUGCUGCUGGAGACACCUGGAGAAAUAAGCACAGCGAAGGGCCUCUGUGGCUGGGAAUCUGCCUUGUUAUAGCCAUUUAAAGGCGGGGCCAGUGACCCAGUGCCCAGCAAAGGUAUGAAAUUUGGCCUGAGAGCCACAGAUGCACAAGCCCCGCUCCAUGGGACCUGACCCUCUUUCAGGAUGCGAAAGGAAAGGCUCAGGACUCUGCCUUGCUCUCUGCUCCAGGGAGAUGAAUUCACCCUCACCAUGCAGAGCAGCAACUGGUUUCCACGGGCCCUCCUCUUCAUGGGGAGCCUAGAACAACCUUUGUGGGCCCAGGGAAUCCAGUGUCAAUAGCAUUAGCUUUAGGGUGUCACAUUUAUAUGGUCCCCUCGGCUUUGUGUUAGCCUAGGAAGGGUCACAUUUAUACAGUUCCCCCUCCAUUCUAUUAGCUUUAGGGUGUCAUGUCUAUACUGUCCUUCCUUUCUGGAGCCUCCGGGCAGCUCAUUAUAACGGCUCCCCGUAGAUUCUGCGUGACGCAUCCCGUGCUAGACAAAGGAUGGUUAGGAAGGCUGAGCUAGUACAUUUUCUACGUUUAUCUUUGGUUGCACUAAUGCUGGGUCUGACUGUGCUCCUGGAUGGGUGUCAAUGAAAAAAUCCCCUCUGGCCUCUUGGGGCCAGUUGGUUAAGUAGCGAUGCUCACAGCUAGAGACGGAGACAGACCGAACUGGGGAAGGAAGUUACUGCCUGAGCUCUGCAGUGAUGUCAGACAGUCAGGGAGUGGAGGUCAAAGAUAACAGUGCUGGGAAAUGGCAGCGUUUGCUCUUCAGAGCCAGCCAGCUGAGAACUGUGAACUCGCUGCACUGGGAAAGACAGGAAAUGUCCUGUGAGUAUCAGGGGAAGCGGCCCUGAAUCCUAAAGGGCUAUGAAUGACACCCCAGGAGGAGGGAACAGCAUGGGAGAGGGGGCGUCUGCCGGUUCCUGAGGAAGAGGCUGGGCAGAGAAGGAAGCUGGGGAAGUCAGCAGGCCAGGUGAGUCCAUCAGUGAGGAGGCCACAGGGAGUCAGGAACUCUGACAGCUCAGCUGCUGGAAUCCGCCUCCUGCCUAGGAGUGCGGCUGCUGGCAGGUAAGGGGCUAGCGCUACAUCUCCUAGUUACCACAGCAGGUGACUACUUGGACCUGGGUUCUCCCAGCCAGAUCAUUGGCUUUUGUCACUGGCUCGAGUUGUUUGUCUCAGGGAAGGGCCUGAAAAGUUGGUUUAUUGUUGGGGGAGGUGUGUCCUGGGACAGAGAUGGGUUGGGAAUGGCACAGGGGUGGAGAUGGCCGCGGGCACAGAGGUGGGACAAGGGUUUAACUUUUGACUUCCUUGCUUCGGAUUAGAGGGUAAUAAAGUAGAAUGUAGUUUA
Gopherus evgoodei (Goodes thornscrub tortoise) is the source of this 4752-nucleotide messenger RNA. Its product is annotated as zinc finger protein 883-like. Gene Ontology annotation, cellular component: nucleus. Bases 482 to 2572 code for a protein of 696 amino acids. Gene Ontology annotation, biological process: regulation of transcription by RNA polymerase II. The record is from RefSeq and is a predicted model, not a curated record. Gene Ontology annotation, molecular function: DNA-binding transcription factor activity, RNA polymerase II-specific; RNA polymerase II transcription regulatory region sequence-specific DNA binding. NCBI's taxonomy places the organism in Eukaryota, Metazoa, Chordata, Testudines, Testudinidae. The transcript has 4 exons.